ACUAUUUAUAAUUUAAUUUUCAAAGUUAAUUUGCAAAUUUUGCUUUCAAAUACUGCAUUAAGAGUCAUAAAUUUGAUCUGUUUCGCCCUUUUGGCGCUCGCGGUUGCCGAGAAGGUGCCGUUAGAAAAGAAGUUGGACAAACGUGGCCUCUUGAAUUUGGGAUACGGAUAUGGCCACAGCGGUUUGGAUGUUGGAUUUUUAGGAACAGGUCACGGAAUCGGAGGUGCUUAUGGAGGUCAUGAACUUGGAGAUGGUGGAUAUGGAGCACAUUACAAUGUUUUAGGAACACACACUGAUGUCACCAAAACCGUGACACUUUUGAAGAAAACUCCAGUUCCAGUUCCAGUUGAGAAACACGUUCCCUACCCAGUAGAGAAACAUGUACCUUACCCAGUCAAGGUUGGAGUUCCUCAACCAUACGAAGUCGUCAAACACGUACCAUACACUGUUAAGGAAUACGUCAAAGUACCUGUACAUGUGCCACAACCCUACGAAGUUACCAAACAUGUGCCUUAUCCAGUUCAUGUUCAUGUCGACAAACCAUACCCCGUCAAGGUUUUGGUGCCACAACCCUACCCAGUUGAAAAACACGUACCUUACCCAGUGAAGGUUCCAGUACCACAACCCUACACCGUCGAGAAACACGUACCUUACCCAGUCAAGGUCGAAGUACCAGUACCACAGCCUUAUGAUGUAUACAAACAUGUCCCAGUACAUGUCAAGGUUCCAGUCGACAGACCAUACCCAGUACAUGUGCCACAACCUUACCCAGUGACCGUUGAAAAGCACGUCCCAUACCCAGUGGAGAAACAUGUCCCAGUACCAGUCAAAGUACCAGUCGACAGGCCUUACCCAGUACCAGUAGAAAAACCAUACCCAGUAGAGGUCAAAGUGCCAGUACCACAACCUUUCCCAGUCGUGAAGCACUACCCAGUACAAGUGGAGAAACACGUACCUUACCCAGUCAAGGUUCCAGUCGACAGGCCUUACCCAGUCCAUGUCGAGAAACCAUACCCAGUACCAGUGGAGAAGCCAUACCCAGUCCCAGUCAAAGUAGCCGUACCAGUACAUGUACAUCACGAACACCACGCCGAACACCACGGUGAUAGCUACACAAGCUUCAGCGGACUCGGUGGCGGUUACAGCUACCAUCAUUAAGUAGAUACCAUUUUCAAUCAUAUCGCUCGGGUAAAUGGCGGGCUUACUGUGAAAUAUAGCAUGUAAUUAUUAGCUUUUAUCGGCCCGCCACGGGAUUCUAUGAAUCAGCGUGCUUUCAAAGCUCGC
Messenger RNA from Ctenocephalides felis (cat flea), 1284 nucleotides. RefSeq names its product skin secretory protein xP2-like. The record is from RefSeq and is a predicted model, not a curated record. The transcript has 2 exons. Lineage: Eukaryota; Metazoa; Arthropoda; Insecta; Siphonaptera; Pulicidae. The annotation marks the transcript as partial.